This is a messenger RNA of Babesia sp. Xinjiang, 495 nucleotides long. RefSeq lists its product as uncharacterized. The record is from RefSeq and is a predicted model, not a curated record. Bases 1 to 495 code for a protein of 164 amino acids. NCBI's taxonomy places the organism in Eukaryota, Apicomplexa, Aconoidasida, Piroplasmida, Babesiidae. The transcript has a single exon.
AUGUUUUUGCGUUUGGCACAUAUUUUUUUGCUUGCCUUAAUGGGUAACUAUGUUGCCCAAGUGUACGCCGAAGAAGCUAAAUAUGAUAUGCGACCCAUAGUUAUCCGAGUUAAUGAUAAUGGUGGAUCGCUUCCACGAGAUAUGAUGAGUCAUCGCUUGACCAGGGAUAUGAGCCCGGGUGAAUUCAUUGGGGGUUUCACCGGAUCAUGCCUGUCCACAUUUUUCAUUCACCUAAUAGAUUGCUUUGUAGAUGUCAUAAAAAGUUGUACUGAUGGAAAAGGUAAGAAGGCCGAGACCUCAGCUAAGGAGGCCAUCAGCGAUAUACCCUAUAUGUUUAUGGAGAAGGCAAUCGAUAGGAACGAGGAAACUCAUUUCCGAAAGAACACAGUCCACAAGGACAACAAAGAUGAGGAAAUCACUAUUGACCUCAACAAAAAGCAUAGCCACAAGAAAACUAUAAAAACUGGACCUCAGCCUCCCAAGGAUCAGACAUAA